GUGAGGGGCAAAAAGUGUAUAAAUAAUUGGUAAAACACUCUUUGAGCUUCAACUACUAGGCAGUGUUGUCCGAAGAUCUUCACACUCUGUUCUCGUUGUCGAUAGAGAGAUUUUCCAGAGAUGGGGAGAGGAGAGAAAAGUGAGAUGCUGAAGAUGUCAAUACUCAUGAUGAUCAUGAUGUCAUCAGUGUUGAUGACCAUUGUCGACUCAUCUAGAUCAGUCCAAAGAGAUGUUGACAGUGAAGAACCUGAGAUCGUACGAAGACAUCUACUCGCUAAUGGCCUAGGCGUCACUCCUCCCAUGGGGUGGAAUAGCUGGAAUCAUUUUAGCUGUAACAUAAAUGAGAAAGUCAUCAAAGAAACUGCUGAUGCAUUGGUUACCACUGGUCUCUCUAAGCUCGGUUACAACUAUGUUAAUAUCGGUAAAUGUCUCUUGUAUUUACUCUCAAGUUGUAUAUACUCUUCAAGUUAUUUGAUUAAAUGUUUUAAGUUCUUGGUUUGUUUCUCAGAUGAUUGUUGGGCUGAACUUGCUCGUGACCAAAAGGGGAAUCUGGUGCCAAAGAAGUCUACAUUCCCUUCUGGUAUCAAAGCCCUUGCAGAUUAUGUUCACAGCAAGGGCCUUAAGCUUGGGAUCUACUCUGAUGCCGGAAUGAGACAUAAAGUAGUAACAAUGCUUGGCUCAAAAUGUCAGGGGAUAGAUUACUUGAAGUAUGAUAACUGCAACACCGAUGGCUCCAGACCAACCAUCAGGUAUCCAGUUAUGACCAGAGCUCUGAUGAAAUCUGGCCGUCCCAUCUUUCACUCCUUGUGUGAAUGGGGAGAUAUGCAUCCAGCUCUCUGGGGAUCUCCACUAGGCAACAGUUGGAGAACCACUAGUGACAUCAAUGAUAGUUGGCUUAGUAUGAUUGCAAAUGCAGACAUGAAUGAGAUUUAUGCUGAACAUGCAAGGCCUGGUGGCUGGAACGAUCCGGAUAUGCUUGAAGUGGGAAAUGGAGGGAUGACUAAAGAUGAGUACAUAGUCCAUUUCAGCAUAUGGGCAAUCUCUAAGGCUCCUCUUCUACUUGGUUGUGACAUAAGGAACAUGACUAAAGAAACUAUGGAGAUUGUGGCAAACAAGGAGGUUAUUGCUAUUAAUCAAGAUUCACAUGGUGUUCAGGCCAAGAAAGCUAGAAUGGAAGGUGAUAUCCAGAUUUGGGCAGGACCAUUGUCAGGUUAUAGAGUAGCUUUGCUUCUAUUGAACCGUGGGCCAACACGGUUAUCUAUUACUGCUUUUUGGGAUGAUAUUGAGAUCCCUCCAAAUAGUAUAGUUGAAGCAAGAGAUCUAUGGGAGCACAAGACAUUGACGCAAAAGUUUGUAGGAAACUUGACAGCAACAGUUGAUUCUCAUGCGUGCAAGCUGUAUGUUCUCAAACCUGUUGCCUGA
Molecule: messenger RNA, 1422 nt
Organism: Eruca vesicaria subsp. sativa (arugula)
Lineage: Eukaryota; Viridiplantae; Streptophyta; Magnoliopsida; Brassicales; Brassicaceae
Source: the annotation of a GenBank genome assembly